Tupaia belangeri chinensis (Chinese tree shrew) is the source of this 1578-nucleotide messenger RNA. RefSeq names its product transmembrane protein 165 (gene TMEM165). Gene Ontology annotation, biological process: manganese ion transmembrane transport; calcium ion transmembrane transport; Golgi calcium ion transport. Gene Ontology annotation, molecular function: manganese ion transmembrane transporter activity; calcium ion transmembrane transporter activity. The record is from RefSeq and is a predicted model, not a curated record. Gene Ontology annotation, cellular component: Golgi apparatus. NCBI's taxonomy places the organism in Eukaryota, Metazoa, Chordata, Mammalia, Scandentia, Tupaiidae. The transcript is spliced from 6 exons. The coding region runs from base 84 to 869 and encodes 261 amino acids.
GCAGGGACAUCAGUCUUUUUCUUGGUAGCAAGCUGUAGCUUUUGUUUCAAAGACAGCGUUUUCAUCUUUAGCUUCAUGUAUUGAUGGAGAUUCCGAUGCAGAAAGGAUUUACACCAGCAGCCCCGGCUGUUGCCGAUAAGGAGGAUGCGGCUACACAGACAAACUUGGGGUUUGUCCACGCGUUCAUCGCCGCCAUAUCGGUCAUCAUCGUCUCUGAGCUGGGCGACAAGACCUUCUUCAUAGCAGCCAUCAUGGCCAUGCGCUACAACCGGCUGACGGUGUUGGCUGGCGCCAUGCUGGCCCUGGGCCUGAUGACAUGCUUGUCAGUUUUGUUCGGCUACGCCACCACAGUCAUCCCCAGGGUAUAUACGUACUACGUUUCAACGGCACUAUUCGCCAUUUUUGGCGUUAGGAUGCUCCGGGAGGGCUUAAAGAUGAGCCCAGAUGAAGGUCAAGAGGAACUGGAAGAAGUUCAAGCAGAAUUAAAGAAGAAAGAUGAAGAGUUUCAGCGAACCAAACUCUUAAAUGGCCCAGGAGAUGUGGAAGCGGGGACAAGCACAGCGAUACCGCAGAAGAAGUGGCUGCAUUUCAUCUCACCCAUCUUCGUCCAGGCUCUUACGUUAACGUUCUUAGCAGAAUGGGGAGACCGCUCUCAGCUCACGACGAUCGUCUUGGCAGCGAGAGAGGACCCAUAUGGAGUGGCCGUGGGUGGCACAGUGGGCCACUGUCUGUGCACGGGCUUGGCAGUGAUUGGAGGAAGAAUGAUAGCCCAGAAAAUCUCCGUCAGAACUGUGACGAUCAUAGGAGGCAUCGUAUUUUUGCUGUUUGCAUUUUCUGCACUAUUUAUAAGCCCUGAUUCUGGUUUUUAACAAGCUGUUUGUUCAUCUGUAUUUACCUUAUAGGCACCUCGUUCUGUAUAUAGUGUACAUUUUACAACCGAAAGUGAUGGGAAAUACUGUAUUUUGUAGCAUUGGUUUGUGAGUUUGACCCAGUUAAUGAAAGUAUGAUGUCCAAGAGAUAAUCACUGAUUCUAUUUAUAACAUGGAUUUUAAAAAGAAACCUGACUUCCGAGUGUGGCGGCUUCUUUUCUCCAGUGUAAUUAAGUUACUGCGGCCCCCUUGGUUUCAGCCUCUACAGAGCCAUUGUGAAGUGGGGGUCCACUCCCUGGUGUCCUCUCAGCACUGACCCUUCUAAUACAGAUUUUUCUCCUUGGUCACUGAGGUGUUUUAAGAUGCCCGUCCUGAAAUUUUUCUUGGGGAAGAAAAAAUUUCUAUUCUUUAAAACCAUUUCUCUGUGCUAUUAAAGUUACUUAUUCAAGUCUUUUCAAAAUUAGGUUCUUUGCUUAAAAAGACAAAUAUUCUAUCAGGAUCAUGAUAAAACAAGAAUUAUUUGCCAGAUCCAUUCUUCCUCCUUUUUUUUCUUUAUUAAAUUGGGUAGGAUACCCAAUAAAAAAACAGUCAAUAUUUGACAAUGUGGAAUUAACCAAAUUAAGAGAAUACUGUGAAUGUAUUCAUAUUUUUCUAUAUUGAAUAAACAGUGUAACAUAGAGACAGUGUAAAUAAAGUGGUACGAUCAGUG